Messenger RNA from Vigna radiata var. radiata (mung bean), 3039 nucleotides. RefSeq names its product cytochrome P450 71D11. The record is from RefSeq and is a predicted model, not a curated record. Bases 159 to 1790 code for a protein of 543 amino acids. Gene Ontology annotation, molecular function: oxidoreductase activity, acting on paired donors, with incorporation or reduction of molecular oxygen; heme binding; monooxygenase activity. Lineage: Eukaryota; Viridiplantae; Streptophyta; Magnoliopsida; Fabales; Fabaceae. The transcript is spliced from 2 exons.
UUAACUUAAAUUCCCAUCAAGGACACUCUUAAUGGAACCAGAUCUUAAAUUUCUUAUAGUGUGUUAAGUGAGGAUAAUAGAAAAUUAAUAUUUUCUUAUGAACACUUGGUUGGUACUAGUAAGUUAUAUGAAUAUUUGCUAAUAUUUAUGAAAACCAAAUGCACCCAAAGUUUCUUAUCUGCAUCAGCAUAAACCAAUAUAAGAAGAGACAAGAAGCAAACUUUCUCAGAACUUUGGAACCCCUUUUUCUCACAAUGGAGUUUCAACCACUUCACAUGUUUGGCCUUGCAAUAUCCUUUUUCCUCUUCAUGAUUCUAGCACUCAAAAUAGGGACCAAUCUGAAGAAAACUGAGUCAUCUCAAAAAAUACCACCAGCACCAUGGAAGCUACCUGUUAUAGGAAACAUACACAAUGUUCUUUCAACUACACCACACAGAAAAUUAAGAGACUUAGCCAAAAUAUAUGGUCCCUUGAUGCAUCUCCAACUUGGNGAGNUCUUCACAAUCAUUGUUUCCUCACCAGAAUAUGCCAAGGAGAUCAUGAAAACCCAUGAUCUCAUCUUUGCAUCAAGGCCUCAAAAUUUAGCUUCUGAUAUAGUGGGUUAUCAAUCCACUGGUAUUAUUUCAGCACCAUGCGGAAAUUAUUGGAGGCAGCUGAGAAAAAUAUGCACAGUGGAGCUUUUAACCCAACAACGUGUCAAUUCAUUCAAUCCAAUAAGAGAAGAAGAGUUCACCAAUCUUGUCAAAAUGAUUGAUUCACAUAAAGGCUCGCCCUUCAACCUCACUGAAGCAGUGCUUUCAUCAAUAUAUAACAUCAUUUCAAGAGCUGCUUUUGGCAUGAAAUGCAAAGACCAAGAAGAAUUCAUAUCAGUGGUAAAAGAAAGCCUCACAGUUGCAGCAGGAUUUCACAUCGGAGAUCUGUUUCCUUCUGUUAAAUGGCUUGAACUUGUUAGUGGUUUCAGGCCAAAGCUUGAGAAUCUGCAUCAAAAAUUUGAUCGGAUACUAGGAGACAUCGUCAAUGAACACAUAGAAGCAAAGUCAAACGCCAGUGAUGGCCAUGUUGAAGCAGAGGAAGAUUUGGUGGAUAUUCUCCUAAAAUUCCAGGAUGGUAAUGAUAGAAACCAAGAUAUUUGUUUAACAAUUAACAAUAUCAAGGCUAUAAUUCUGGACAUAUUUGGUGCUGGAGGUGAGACAUCAGCAACUACAAUAAACUGGGCCAUGGCAGAAAUGAUUAGGGAUCCAAGAGUAUUGAAGAAAGCACAAGCUGAGGUGAGAGAGGUAUUCAAUAUGAAAGGAAGGGUUGAUGAACUAUUCAUGGAUGAACUCAAAUAUUUGAAAUCGGUUGUAAAAGAGACCCUAAGGUUGCACCCACCAGCUCCUCUUUUACUUCCAAGAGAAUGUGGACAAACAUGUGAGAUUAAAGGGUACCAUAUACCAGCCAAAAGUAAGGUAAUUGUGAAUGCUUGGGCAAUAGGAAGAGAUCCAAAGCAUUGGACUGAUGCAGAAAGGUUUCAUCCAGAGAGAUUCACUGAUAGCUCAAUUAGCUACAAAGGGAUUAAUUUUGAGUACAUUCCAUUUGGUGCUGGAAGAAGAAUAUGUCCAGGUAUCACCUUAGGUUUACUAAAUGUUGAGCUGGCCCUUGCAUUUUUGUUGUAUCACUUUGAUUGGACACUUCCAAAUGGAACUAAAAGUGAAGACUUGGACAUGUCUGAGAAGUUUGGAGUCACUGUUAGAAGAAAAGAUGACCUAUACUUGAUACCACUCACUUCUAGUCCUUUCUUGGUACCAUAAUCAUAUAACAAUUUGAAUUUGUUAUGACCCAUUUUGAUAGGAGCGACUCCAAUCUUCAAGAAGGAGUGGCUCCUUGGACCAAAGUUGGCAGCGGAAUGGAGAUAACAAUGAAAGUGAUUGCUAAUGAUUCUGGCUGGAAACAAAUGAUGGCACUCAAAAGGAUCCUAGGAGAGGCUUUAGAACAGAUUAUAAAAGCAAUAAAAGACUCAAAACAUUGAUUGAAUUCUGUGCAAUGCAAUUGUUUGAUGGAAAUUUAAAACUGUUUGAUGAAAUGCCACAAUGAACUACAGUUUUGGUAUUUUUCUGAUUUUUGAACUUUCAAGAGUGGAUUGCAGGGUUUAAAUUGCUUUUUAUGAAUGAUAUAUGGUAUAUGGAUCAUGUAAUGGUAUAUGGAAACAGAAACCCAGCUUUUGCCAAUCCAAAAUGCACUUUAUCUAUGGUUAAAAAUACCAAACAGCAAGCAAAGUUUACUGCAGUGGCAAAAUGAGUAGAAAAAUGGGUGGUUUCAGUGGUGAUUAUGAAUGGAAGUGGUGUGAAGGAGGAAAGUAUACUUCCAGCAAGUUUUAAUCAUCAAUUUCAACCUGUGAAAGUUAUAAAACAGCCAAGAAAAGAGGUAGUGCAAAAUAUGACUUGUGCACUUGCCAAAAGUGAGCAAAAUUUGGUGAUUUAACAGGUAUUUAUCAGUUUGGCUCAAAAUUUACCAUAUGAACAGUAACAAACCAAUUUCAAUUCACCAAAAAUGACUGCCUAGGCAAAGAAACAGAUCCAAAACUGUAAGGAUCUCAAUAUGAGGUGUACACUUGCAUAUUUCAAGCAAAAAUAAUGAGUGAAUAUGUGAAUUGAUGUUGUGGCUGAGAAAAGAUCAAAUAGACCAUGCACACAAGUUUUAAAUGGUCAAAGAAACAUGUUCAAACAGCUAGUAUGCACAGAAACAGUCAAAUGCACAAAAUCACUAUGAUAGUUGUGAUUAUGCAGCAAAAUUUGACCAAACAGCAGCAGAAUUGAGAAAUUUAAUGGAAUCAAAGCUGGCUGGAACAAGAAACAUGUAAGAAAUACCCUAAACACUAGAACUAGCCUCAGAAUUAUAGCUAGAAAAUUGAAACAUCCUAAGAUUCAACAAUUAAAGCAACACGGUGCAAAGUUGGAAUAACAAUGACAGUAGCUGUGCAGCCUCGGUGAAAAUUAUGUUAAGAGUCUCCAUUCUAGUAAGUGAAGUUGGGGAAUCAACUAGUUCAUGAUAUUUAUACCA